This is a messenger RNA of Symbiodinium natans, 699 nucleotides long. The record is from the annotation of a GenBank genome assembly. Lineage: Eukaryota; Dinophyceae; Suessiales; Symbiodiniaceae.
AUGGAGCUCUUCUAUUUCGUUCUUCCGGCCCCUGACAUCGACAAAAGCAAGGCGUUCUUCUCCAAGGUAUUCGGCUGGAAAGACUUCGGGGGGGCCCAGGGCGGACAUGUCGGUUGCACCAACACCCCCUGUGGUCUGGGAGGCGACGUGAAUGAGCUGUACUUCACGACGCUGGAUAUCGAGGAGAGCCUGAAGAAGGUCGUUGCCCAUGGUGGCGCCAUCGUCAAGCAGACUGAGAACUCCGUGGGCAAAGCGGCUCUGUGCCAAGACAACCAGGGGAUAUACAUCUGGUUCCAGGAGCCCAGUGCUGAUCCACACAUCCGCGAGCACGCGCUGAACCCCAAACGGGGCACUGCCAAUAGCGACUUAUUCUUCUUCUCUAUCCCGGCACCCGAGGAAGCGAAGGCCAUGGACUUCUACCCCGGUGUGAUGGGAUGGACCUUUGACGAGAAGAAGGCCAAGGGCGGCAUGGGAAUCCAGAACACCAAAGGCGCACAGGGCGGCUUGUCUGUGGGCAAUGCGAAGUCUCAGUACCCCAGCCUCUGGUUUCGUGUGGACUCGACCGAGACCACCCUCCGCCUUGUCAAAGAAGCAGGGGGCAAAGGAGAGAUCUUCGAAGCUCCAGAAGGCAUCAUGAGCGAAUGUGAGGACGACCAGGGUGUCAAGUUCGGUAUCGUGCAGCCUGCGCCCGGUUACUGA